Molecule: messenger RNA, 1259 nt
Organism: Malus domestica (apple)
Lineage: Eukaryota; Viridiplantae; Streptophyta; Magnoliopsida; Rosales; Rosaceae
Source: RefSeq, a predicted model, not a curated record
ACAAAAUGGCACUAGCAACCCUUCCCAUCUCUCCCGCCAAACCCACAACUGUCGUAACUACCAUCCCCCAGUUUCCACACAAUCCCAAAACCCUAAUUCUUCAGCAAUGCAGAACCACCGGAGACCUCAACCAGGUGCAUGCCCACCUCAUCAAAACCCGCCUCCUCCUCAACCCCGCCAUCACCGAAAACAUCCUGGAAUCCGCCUCCAUUCUUCUCCCCAAGGCCAUGGACUAUGCUCUCUCCAUUUUUCACAAUGUCGACGAACCCGAUUCGUUGGCCUACAACAUCAUGAUAAGGAGCCUCAUAUACCAGCAUUCUCCUCUGGAGGCCAUUCUUUUGUUCAAGAACAUGCGCGAAAACUCUGUUGAACCUGAUGAGUUCACGUCACUGAAAGCUUGUUCAAGACUAAGAGCAUUGAGGGAAGGAGAACAGAUCCAUUCCCACAUUGUGAAAUGUGGGUUUAAGACAAAUGGGUUCAUUGAGAACACUAUGAUACGUAUGUAAGCAAGUUGUGGGGAGCUCGAUGUUGCCCGCCGGGUGUUUGAUGGAUUGCCCGAAAGGGCUCGAAUGGCGUGGAAUUCGAUGGUGGCAGGCUACUUGAAGAUCGAAUGUUGGGGAGAUGUCAUGACGCUAUUCGUUGAAAUGUUAAAAUUGGGUUUUGGGUUUGAUGAGGUUACUUUGAUUAGUGUUUUGACAGCAUGUGGGAGACUGGCCAAUUUGGAGCUGGGAGAGUGGAUUGGUGAGUAUAUAGAAGCAAAUGGGCUGAAGGGUAACAUUGUAUUAGUCACUUCUCUGGUUGAUAUGUAUGCAAAAUGUGGUCAGGUAGAUACUGCAAGACAAUUAUUUGAUCGAAUGGAUCGAAGAUAUAAUGUUGCGUGGAGUGCCAUGAUUUCAGGUUAUAGCCAAGCAGAUAGGUGCAGGGAGGCGCUUGGUCUGUUUCAUGACAUGCAGAAGGCAAAUGUGGAUCCCAAUGAGGUGACCUUGGUCAGUGUGCUUUCGUCCUGUGCUGUCCUCGGAGCUUUGGAAACUGGAAAAUGGGUUGAGUUUUAUAUAAUGAAGAAGAAAAUGAAGCUCACAGUUACCCUUGGAACUACACUAAUAGAUUUCUAUGCAAAAUGUGGGUGCGUUGAUAGUUCAAUUGAAGUAUUUAACAGGAUGCCUUUGGUAAACCUUAUCUCUUGGACAGUGCUAAUUCAAGGUCUUGCUAGUAAUGGACAGGGCAUGAGAGCGCUUGAAUACUUCCAAUUGAUGCAGGAG